AUGCCUGUGCCUAAUUAUCAAUUUGUCACCUCAACCGAAUGCACGCUCUUCUCCUCACAAUCCAGUGCUGCUUUGCACGACACUUCGUUGAGUGCCCCCGCGAAUAAUGCCACCAUCACCACCAUCAUGCCAGCAAGCAGUGUUGCAGCGCAAUAUAUCGAAAACAUCCCGACGGUGAAGCAGGUGGCGGUGGCGGGCAGAAACGUUACCCUUGCCUGUCCGGGGGUCAGCGAACACUCGCUGGUUGACAGGUUGGUCUGGCGGACGACCCGGAUCAUCGCCGAGUACGUGAGCGGGCGGCCACUGGUCGACAAUCAGAGAAUUACACUGUUACCUGAUAAUUUUAGUCUCCACUUUAGUCCUGCCUUUGCGUCCGAUACCGCCGAGUACAGCUGCCUUGUGAACGACCGGCACAGCCCGGAAGCGCUGGUGGAUCUGCUGGUGCAAGAUGUUCCAGAUCCACCCGGUCGUCCGAUGGUCAUCAGUUUCACCUCCCGGUCGGUGGAUCUGUCGUGGGCCAACUCGCAGGAUGCACGCAGUACGCCGAUCACUAAUUUUAUUAUCGAAACGAGAAUCGGCGAAAACGGUGCCUGGGAUCAGGUGGAACCAAUCUUCACCCAGAGUGGCAAGGGCUCGUAUCAAAUUACCGAGCUCGAACCGUUCACCGUGUACAGCUUUCGGGUGAUUGCCGUCAACGAGCUCGGCCGCAGUCCUCCGUCCAAGGAAUCGUACUACUUUGUAACGCUGCGAGAAGGAUUCGGCUCGUUUGAUGUUGCUGCCAGGCUUGUGGAAUAUCAAUAA
Molecule: messenger RNA, 801 nt
Organism: Topomyia yanbarensis
Lineage: Eukaryota; Metazoa; Arthropoda; Insecta; Diptera; Culicidae
Product: contactin-1-like
Exons: 6
Coding region: 1-801 (266 amino acids)
Molecular function (GO): protein binding
Source: RefSeq, a predicted model, not a curated record